This is a messenger RNA of Ylistrum balloti, 3975 nucleotides long. RefSeq lists its product as uncharacterized. Gene Ontology annotation, molecular function: nucleic acid binding. The transcript has a single exon. Gene Ontology annotation, biological process: DNA integration. The record is from RefSeq and is a predicted model, not a curated record. NCBI's taxonomy places the organism in Eukaryota, Metazoa, Mollusca, Bivalvia, Pectinida, Pectinidae. The coding region runs from base 1 to 3975 and encodes 1324 amino acids.
AUGGAACAUAUCCGCCCACCCCCAGAAUUAGACUUUUCGGCGUCUGAGGGAAAUCUCCCACAAAAAUGGAGAAAAUGGGAACAAUCCAUGCGACUAUAUUUAGAUAUAGCGAUGUCAGAUAAAUCUGAAAAGGAAAAAUGUAGUGCAUUCCUAUACAUAAUAGGACAAGACGGAAGGGAAAUUUACAACACUUUCACAUUCACAGAGGAAGAAAAAGACAAAAUUGAAGUUUUAAUAAACAAAUUUAAGUCUCACUGUGCCCCGAGGGAAAACAUAACUGUGUGGCGACACAGAUUCUACGCACGUACACAAGGUAAAACAGAAACUAUUGAUGAAUUCGUGACCGAACUACGCAUUAUUGCAAAAAACUGUAAAUUUGGUACACUGGAAGAUGAAAUGUUACGCGAUCGUAUUGUCUGUGGUGUAUUUUCAGAAAAGGUGAAAGAACGACUUUUGAGAGACAAUCAACUCACACUUGAAAGGGCCAUAACUGCUUGCAGAGCCAGUGAGGAGUCACAACAAAUGUUAAAAAAUCUAAACACAGAAGAAGUCAACGCAGUACACAAAAAUCAUCGUGAUAAACAAAACAGACCCCCCAAGGAACGUUAUACAAAUAGACCACAUAGUGCAAGGGGAGGUAACAAGAAACAGUCAGUCAGGGGAGACAACUCCAACCACAGCAAACAACAUGUAAAACAAAAACUAUUUCAGUGUGGACGUUGUGGCACUAAACACGGAUAUCGGAAAUGUCCAGCAUUUGGUCAAAUAUGUGAUAAAUGUAAGGGAAUGAAUCAUUUCGCUCGACAGUGUAAAACUAAAGUGGUACACGCGAAUGAGGCAGUGGACAUGGAAGGAUUCGAAGACUUGUUCAUUGGUGCAGUACAUAAUCACAAAACAGAGGUUGGAACUAAUGAAGCUUUCGCAAAUCUCAACAUCAAUGGAACAAAUGUCAGGUUCAAAUUAGACACGGGCUCCCAGGCCAACAUUAUAUCGGACAAGUUGUUUAACUGUCUAAAUGUAGAACCAAAAAUCAAAUUAUCGGACACGGCAACGCGACUAUCGAGCUACACUGGCAACAAAAUACCCAUAAAGGGGAAGUGUAGGCUCCAAUGCCUAAAUGAAAACGUUGAAUUCUACGUCGCAAGGGAAGACACAGUCCCAUUACUUGGAUUCAAAUCAUGUCAAGACCUUGGGCUAGUAAAAGUGGUCAUGAUGACUGAAAAGGUUACUGAGCCGUCAGUGGAUAAACAGGACCCUACUAGCAAGUUUCUGGAAAUAUUUAAAGGAUUAGGUUGCCUUAAGGAGCCAUACACCAUCAAAGUUGACAAAAGUGUAACACCGGUUGUAAACCCACCACGUAAAAUCCCUGCAAAUCUACGCGACAAAUUAAAAAUCACACUCAACGAAAUGGAGAAAAAUGGUGUCGUGAGAAAAGUUGAUGAACCCACUGACUGGGUCAGCUCCAUAGUGCUAGUGGAAAAGCCCAAGUCAGGCAAGUUAAGAGUGUGCCUCGACCCGAGGAAUUUGAACAAGGCCAUAAAGCGUGAACAUUUUGAGUUACCAACAAUUGAAGAUAUCACAACGCGAAUGUCAGGUGCUAAAAUCUUUACUAAGCUCGAUGCCAACAGUGGUUAUUGGCAAAUCCCUCUAGAUGAGCCUAGCCAACUCUUGACAACCUUUAAUACACCUUUCGGCAGGUACUGUUACCUACGCAUGCCGUUUGGCAUAAAGAGUGCGCAAGAAGUUUUUCAGAAGCGUAUAGCACAACAUUUCGAUGACAUUGAAGGUGUCGAAGUGGACAUAGACGACAUACUUGUGUUUGGAAAGGAUAACGCGGAGCACGAUGCUCGUCUCGAUCGUGUGUUGCGUAGUUGCGAACAGAUAAAUCUCACCUUGAACAAGGACAAAUGCAGGUUCAGCGAAAAUGAGGUCACAUAUAUAGGUCACAGACUGUCUGCCGCUGGUGUAAAACCAGAUCCAGAAAAACUGAGUGCAAUUACUGAGAUGCCCCGACCAGUUGACAAAAAAGGAGUAGAGAGACUACUUGGAACUGUCAAUUACUUAGCCAAGUUCAUACCAAACAUGUCAACCAUCACACAGCCGAUUCGAGAGUUGCUCAGAAAGGAUGUCGCAUUUCAGUGGAACAAAAGUCAGGAUGACGCUUUCAAGCAAAUACUAGGCAUAUUGUCAAAAGAGCCAGUACUAGCAUUUUAUGACCCAAGAUUACCAACCACCGUAAGUGCAGAUGCAUCAAAAUCCGGAUUAGGUGCUGUAAUUCUACAGAGGAAUAAGCCCAUAGCAUUUGCCUCUAGAGCAAUGACUGACACAGAGUCAAGAUAUGCACAAAUAGAGAAGGAACUUCUUGCAGUUACCUUUGCUUUAGAACGCUUCAACAACUACACCUGUGGAUCGCAGGCACUAACUGUAGAAAGUGAUCACAAGCCGUUGGAAGCCAUACUAAAGAAACCCCUAUCUCAAGCGCCACCUAGGUUACAGAGAAUGCUUCUACGUCUACAACGCUAUGAUUUCACUCUAAUCUACAGGCCAGGCAAGGAAUUAGUAGUAGCGGACACACUUUCUCGUGCAUAUCUUCCCAACAAGGAUGGGAACAUGGAUGAAGAACUCAAUUGUCAUGUACACACUGUUUUGAACAGUCUACCUGUCUCUGUCAAUAAAAUGGAUCAAAUUCGCACUCGAACAGACGAGGAUGAACAACUCAGUCAAGUUAAGGCAUUGAUAGAGAAUGGCUGGCCAGAAAAUAAAAAUGUUCUAACAAAAAACCUACAAGAGUUUUGGAAACUUAGAAAUGAACUAACUAUCAACGAAGGCAUAGUGCUCAAAGGAGAAAGGAUAGUAAUUCCGGAAAGUCUCCAAGAUGAAAUACUGUCAGAUCUUCAUGUAGGUCACUUUGGUAUAGAAAAAACCAAACUCAGAGCCAGAAGUAUUGUUUAUUGGCAUGGCAUGAACACUGAUAUUGCUGACAUGAUAUCAAGGUGUAGUACCUGUAUGGAUAUGAGGAACAACAAUCAGAAAGAACCUUUGAAGCCAACACCUGUACCAAGUGGACCGUGGCAAGUUGUGGGAACCGACUUAUUCUCAUGGAACCAGUCAGACUUCCUGAUAGUCACUGAUUACUAUUCCCGAUACUUUGAGGUAGCAAAGUUGGAGAACACUAAAAGUGUAACAGUAAUAACACACCUGAAAUCUAUCUUUGCACGACAUGGAAUACCGUUUGAAGUGAGGAGCGACAAUGGUCCACAAUAUUCCUCAUCCGAAUUCAAAACAUUUGCGACAAAGUGGAAGUUUAAACACACAACAUCAAGUCCCUAUUUUGCUCAAGCGAACGGCUUAGCAGAGAAAUCUGUACAAACCAUGAAACGCAUCCUUGAGAAAACCAACGCUAAUGGGCAAGAUCCGUAUCUUGCUCUACUCGAGUACAGGAACUCGCCUACGGAUACAGAAUCACCAGCACAACUACUCAUGAGCAGAGAGCUUAGAUCUGUGCUACCAGUUACCCAACUUAAACUUCAACCACGUGUAGUGUCUUCAGAACACGUUCAGAAAACCAGACAGAAAUCGCAGCAAAAGCAGAAAAAAUAUUUUGAUAUUGGAGCCAAACGCCUGUCGGAAUUAAAUGACGGAGAUAAGAUUCGUUUUAAACACAGAGGACAAUGGACUCCAGGAAACAUUUAUAAUCACUCUGAAUACCCGAGGUCCUACACAGUAGUGACACCUGAUGGUGAGAAGUUUCGUCGAAAUCGUCGAGACAUCAUUCAGUCACGAGAGGAAACAUUCAGGAGAAACACAGAGGACAUUCCUGAUUUCAUGGAGCAAGAAUCAACUACGAAACCUAGUGACACGCCAACGCAUAAGGCGACAGCACUAGCAAUGCCCACCGGAAACUCUCCGAGUAUGAAGACAAAAUACGGCAGAAGUGUGAAACUGCCAGCACGAUUCAAAGAUUAUGAGAUGUGA